UGCGUUAACAUUUUCACUGAGAAAUAUUUCAGGAAUGAUUUAAGCAACAUGCCGUCUCAAGGUAAACCGGUCAACAAGCUCAUUAUCGUACCGAGUGUGGAGAAGAAUGCUGGUACAGCGUGCUGUGAUAAUACAGUUUUGAACGUAUUCCCGGUAGAAAUUACUACGUGAAUUCGAACUAGCAUGUCAUUUUUGAAGAGUGGUUAGACUCGCAAUCAGUGAAUAAAUCAGUGAUGGUCGCAGAAAAAGAAUUGUCGAAAAAUGACGAACAAUCAAACUUCCUGCACAGUUUGUUGACCGAUGGAGCGAUCACGCCAGUUGAUAGCGAUGUGGAUUCUUAUGAACUGGAGCUACCACCGUGGUACGACGAUGGCAAAUUCAAGAGAGCGCAGAGCUAUUUCAAGCGCAAUUUCUUUGCCAUGUUUGUUGCCAAAAUGUGCGGUUUGUUGGUGAUAUUGGCCGUUCCUAGCAUUCUGGAUGUUCUCAUAUAUACCAAUCAGUCGUCUACGGCCGUCACCGCAUACCGUCGGUACGUGGCGACCAUCAUGCAUGUGCUUAAUUGGUACUACGAAGAUCUGGUGCCGAAUUCUGCCUCCUGGAAAUCGAUUGCCUACGUUCGGAGAAUGCAUGCUUCCACCAGCAAAAGAAGUCAUUCGAAAUUAUCGGGACGAAUCAUCUCGCAAAAAGAUAUGGCCGUGACGCAGUUCGGUUUCGUGGGAUACAUCGUUUUAGGCUACAAAAAUUUAGGAAUUGUUUAUCAAACCGAAGAUAUGGAAGCUAUGAUACAUUUUUGGCGUGUCAUCGGUUAUAUGAUUGGGAUUCAAGAUCGCUACAAUUUAUGUACGGAUCGCUUGAGCACCACUGAGCAACGUAUGACUCAAGUUCAAGAACAAAUUCUGAGACCAGCUUUAGUCUCUAGAAAGGAAAAUUUCGAGAAGAUGGGAAAUGCCCUGGUCAAUGGAUUAUGGUGCUUCAACCCUUUUCUGGAUUACGAUGCUUUUGUUUUUCUCACGUCGCGUUUAACAGACGUCCCCGGCUAUCAUUAUUGGGCAGAAGAACAUCCCUCGCCGGGUUGUGAAACGGUGUACGUAAAGUUCACCAGAUAUAGUCGAUUUAUACUGUAUUUUCUGUUACUCGUGCAUGAGACACUACUCAGGUUUAUUGUGUUUAGAUGGUACUUCAAUAGUCAGAUGGUACUUUCAAGAUUUCUGAUAACCUAUUUCCCAUUUUUGGCUAUCUUCAAGUUCGGUGUACGAGAUGCCUAUGUUAGAAUAUUAAAAUAAUCAAUUGCAUUAGCAUAGUCUCUGUUAAACAAUGUAUAAUGAUCUGUCCAGUUAUUUUAAAUUUAUAUGCGUUCAAGGGUUACUUUGCUGCUUAACGGCUAAGUAGAGAUUGAACAAAUGAUAGAGCGCCUGAAUAUAGCCUGCCUGGUCACUGCCUUGCUGCACAGGGAUAUCAAA
Messenger RNA from Malaya genurostris, 1460 nucleotides. RefSeq lists its product as uncharacterized. The transcript is spliced from 5 exons. Bases 234 to 1283 code for a protein of 349 amino acids. NCBI's taxonomy places the organism in Eukaryota, Metazoa, Arthropoda, Insecta, Diptera, Culicidae. The record is from RefSeq and is a predicted model, not a curated record. Gene Ontology annotation, molecular function: oxidoreductase activity.